CAGAGCAAGCGCACAUCACAAGCACAAGCAGCUCGAUCGCACUAGCUUUGCUGCACGACCUGCUAGCUCCGUCGCAAAUGGCCAUGGCACCCAGAGCGCUGCUCCUCCUGGCCGUCGGGCUCAUGGUCGUGGCCUCGGCGAGCGCCCACGGCGGCUACGGGUCGUGCCCCAAGGACGGGCUGAAGGCGAAGGCGUGCGUGAGCGUGCUGGGCCUGCUCAGGGUCAAUGUCAACCAGCCGCGCGACGAGCACUGCUGCUCGCUCCUCGACGGGCUCGUCGGUCUGGACGCGGCGCUCUGCCUCUGCACGAAUCUCCAUGUCAACUUGCUCGACCACAACCUCGACCUCCCCGUCGACCUACGCCUCAUUCUCAACAACUGCGGCAAGGUCUGCCCCACCGAUUUUCAGUGCCCACACCACUAGAUCGAGUAUCUUGAUGUUGUCAUGCCUGGAUUUUUGAGCCUUGUUUGUUUAUUUGUUGGUACAAUGUUGUAUUCUUUUGUUUCCCAUGAUUAUUUUGGUUGAAUGUUCAUCGAAUAAAAUCAAAAGGUUAUUCGUUUCGUGAA
Molecule: messenger RNA, 565 nt
Organism: Triticum dicoccoides
Lineage: Eukaryota; Viridiplantae; Streptophyta; Magnoliopsida; Poales; Poaceae
Product: cortical cell-delineating protein-like
Exons: 1
Coding region: 78-422 (114 amino acids)
Source: RefSeq, a predicted model, not a curated record